GAAUAUCGACUGUGAAAGUUGUUCAGCCAGACGCGGACAGCCGUUGCCAGGCCGUUGCGAAGUUGAUGGAACGGGAGUAGAACGGGAGGAAGAAUCUUCUGAACUAAUACGUUAUUGUUUGUCAGUAACUUCGCAGUUGUUUCUGUUUGACCUAAAACGUUCCUAUAGAAACAGCGAAAGCUUUAUGACGGCAAACUGCCUGUGAAGACGCAUUGACUUCGUGAGUGAAACUUCAACAAGAUCUUGUGUUGUGAGUGAAUACUGUGUGCAACCAAGUGACCCCAUGUUCAGAAAAUGGCGUACUGAAAAUUUUUCUUCCCAUUUUUGAGAUUGAUGGAGAAUUAUUACAGCUUGAACUGAGAAUAGUGAAACUUGUGUGUUCAGUUUGUAGUUCAUGUUUAAGUGAAAAAAUUGAAUAUGGGAGAUAAAUGUCAAAAUCCACAAAUGCCCAGCCCGUGGCAGUAUCCUCCACCGUACGGAGUGUAUCCGCCAUAUCCUGGGCAACCAUACGGCCACCCAGGGUACAGUUAUUUGCCGCAUUACUAUUAUAACUCGGGAAUGGCUUUUAAUCAUAAUCCUGGCCAGACUCAGAAUAUGCAGCAUAAUCAAAAUAACCCUAUUGGACAAGCCCCUCAAAAUAUGAAUCAAAAUAUUAUGAAUAAAUCAUUUCAGUCUGAUUAUGGGCAGCAAAAUUCUAACAGCUCAAACAACCAAUCUGACUCGUGUGACAAAACAACUGACAAUGAAAUGCCUCCUCUCCCACCAGGACCACCUCCACCUUUGAAUAAUCAUAGUUAUCAAACUCCUCCUCCUCCAGGAACAGCGCCAAUUGUAAGGAACCCAUUCUACGGACAACCAUCUAAUGCACCAUAUGGUCCUAUAAAAUUUAAUCUUCCAAUGAAGAAAGCAGGACUUGGAUUUCAUGUGAAACCAUUUAAUAAUAUGGGUGUUUGUGUGGGUGGCAAUGGCAACAAUAAUAUGGGUGCAGGUGGUGGCAAUGGCCAAAAUGGUAAUGGAGGUGGAGGAAAGAAGAAGCGAAAGAAAAAUAAGAACAAUGCUAAUAAUAAUCAGUUUAAUAACAGUUUCAGCAAUAGCCCUACCCCAAUUCCUAAUAAUGUUAUGUUCAUGAAUCCUCCCCCACUACCUCCAAAGGAAGAGCCAGUCUUUCCUCCUCUGCCACCUCUACCAGCUGAACCGUGCCCUGAACCUCCAAAUGAUGCAGAUGAUAAAAUGGAGAUCUCUUCAAAUAAAAGUUCUGAAGGAGUCCCAGAAAAGUCUUUUUCAUCAGCACCAACUCUUGAGGAACGGCCAUCAAUAAACAAUGCAGAAAGUUUAGUUGUAACUACACCCACUGGGCAACUCACUGAUGCAAGUGAUUGGCCUGAUAGUCUGAAAAAUUACGUCAACCGCUGCUAUGCAAAAUGUGUGGAAGCAGUGGAUAAAGACAGAGUGGAAAUAAUUCUUAAAGGAAAAAUAACUCGGGCUGCUAGUGAUGGUUCACUUUGGCACAAAAACUGGGAUAAUGAACCCCUACCAAGUUUACAUAAUGAAAGGAAAUUUGAACCUAAGAAAAUUUUUCAACCAGCUAACUUGGAUAACUUAGGCCAAAGGCAGUCUCCGGCUAAACAGAGUCCAAUACGUCCCAAAAAAUCUGGUAUAUCUGCUGCUCUGGGAUCUCGAUUAGGAGGGAGAGCAUACAGAGUGCCAAGGCGAUCAAGGUCCAGGUCGCGAUCCCGAUCUAGAUCACGCUCUCGAUCACAUUCCCCUGUUAGUAAAGGAAGAAGACGAAGCCGCUCAAGAUCGUGGUCUCGAUCCAGGUCACGAUCAAGUUCAAGAGACCGCUCUAGGAGCCCUGCAAGACGGAGACGUACAAGGAGUGACAGUUCUUCAAGUAGUGACGAUAACUUUAAGUCAUUAAGAGUUAAUAAGCGACUUGGCCGGAAUGGUGACAGAUUGUCAAAUAAAGGAAGAAAUAACAACAAAAUGAAAGGGAAAAAUAAACAGAACAGCAGCAAUAAAAUCAAGUCUCAUUUUUAUUCUGAGUAUGGAAUACUAGGAGGGGUCACUGAAGAUUUAGGGAGUUCAGAGAGGUUACAACAGAGAGCAGCCCGUUUUAAUUCUAGUCUUAAGAGUAGUCCUAACACUAACAGUCCAAUGCCUGUUGUUAGGAGAAAGAAGCCGUUGAGUUUUAUUGCCAGCAUGAAUAAUAUGGUUGUGAUGGAAGAUACGAAUGGUGAAGGUGACUGGGCAGAUCUACACAUUGUUGGUACCUGCCAAGAUAUAGAGAAGCCGUAUCUCAGGUUAACAUCGGCUCCAGAAGCAUCUGCUGUACGACCCAUUGAAGUACUUAAAGUCGCUCUUCAGAAAGUGCAGGAGAAAUGGAGUCAAAGUCAAGAUUACAGAUAUGUUUGUGAUCAGCUAAAGUCAAUCCGUCAAGAUUUAACGGUCCAGGGUAUUCGUGACAAGUUCACAGUGCAAGUGUAUGAAAGUCAUGCUAGAAUAGCACUAGAAAAAGGAGAUCACGAAGAGUUCAACCAGUGCCAAACUCAAUUAAAAAUGUUAUAUUCUGAAGUUGGAGGCAACAAUAAACUUGAAUUUACUGCAUACAGAAUACUGUACUAUAUAUUUACCAAAAACACAUUGGAUUUAACAACAAUUUUGUCUUCCUUGACAAUGGAAGAUAAAGCAGAUGAAUGUGUGUCUCAUGCUUUAGAAGUGCGUUCAGCAUGGUGGUUAGGAAAUUACCAUAAAUUUUUUAAAUUAUUUAGACAGGCCCCAAGAAUGGGGGGAUACUUAAUAGAAUGGUUCAUAGAACGUGAACGUAAAGCUGCUUUAAAAUGUAUGAUCAAAAGCUACCGCCCGUUUAUCCCCGCGAGUUUGGUGAUGCAGGAAUUGGCUUUUGAUUCUGAUGAGAAGUGCUUAGAAUUUCUGGCUCCCUUUGGGCUUACUUUUAUGGAUGCAGAAAGGACCAAGAUAGAUUGCAAAGCAAGCGUUGCAAGCAUCAACAGCGUAUGAAUGUUCUGGGUUUUUCUACAGUCUUCAGGGAUAAGUAAUGCAGAAUGAAGAAAAUUACCUAAGGUGUGGAAAUGGCAUCUUCAGAAUUGGGAAGGUUUUUGUUUUUGUCUGAAGUGGGUGUGUACAACUGCCAGAUUUCUUCAAAAUUUGUCAAAUAAAAAUUACGUUAUGCUUCCUGUUACCGAGAUUGGUAUCAACGAUGGAUUACUGCUGUAGAAAUUUCCUGAAUUAUAUGAAACCUGAAAACAUAUAGUUUUCCAGAGAAUAAAAAAGUUGAAGAUCAGAAAAAGUAUUUAUCGUACUGUUUAUUUAUAUAGUUGGGAAUUGCAGAUAGCAACAAAAAAAAGUAUUCCAUUCAGAUAUCAAAAUUUGGAUUUUGGGUCUUGAAACAGCAACACAAUAAACAGAUGAAUCUGUUACUCUGUAUCUUUUGUUUCUGGAAGAGUUGAUUGCUGCAUACCAGAUAAAUAUCUUGAAACUGAAGAAACAUUAAUUUUAUUACAAGAGUAUACAUUGGAUAUCAAGAAGUAACAACACAAACUAAAGGAUUUCUUUUGGCACUGAGAGGCAAUACUCUUGUCAAAUAAGAGAGCAUUUAUUGAUGGAAUAGAUGGAAAGAGAGAUCACUGAAAAAAAUAAUAAUUAAAAUGAUUUAAUAGAAUCUACUGCUAAGUUGAUACAAAGAGGCUGUAUGAAAUGUAUGUGGAAACUGAUAUGUUUUGAACAAACAUGUAUAUAAUUGGAACCGGAACCAGCAUGGAAAAUAAUGUAUUAGGAGAUAUGAAGAGGCUGUCCAUCAACACACUAAAUGAUCAAGAUAAUGGUUAUUAAUUAACAGCUUUAAGAAAGAUAAGUUAUCUAUGGUAUGAAGUUCUGGAGGGAGGGAUAUUGCUUCUUUUUCAGAUUUAAUUACUAAAAGAAUUUGAAUAUUUACUUGUCCACAAGAAAUAUUUCUGAACAAGAGACUUGGAAGUAAGCAGACAUGUCAUAAUUACCUGGAUCAUUCAUUUCAUCCAAUAUUCUUAAUUUGGUGAUCUUACCUUAAGAAAUUAUGUAGAAAAAGCAUUGUUUGGGCUAAAUUUCAAUCACAUUAGAUGACCCAUCUGUGAUGUCAGAAAUUAUUAUAAAUAUACCAUUAAUACAAUUAAUGGAUAUCUGCAACCAUAAAUGAUUAAUAAACUUCAAGAGAAAGCUUUACGUCAAUCUGCAUCAUCUGAAAAUUGCAAUGGAAUUGUUCACUGAAUGUUGCAGGUUAAUACCCAUACCUCAGAAUAUUUCCCUUAUGUCCCUGUUCAUCCAAGAUUUCAGUAACUUGCAUAUUUCAGUUCGAUGCUGGAGUCAGCUGUGAAGAAAGAAAAGGAUCUCAAGAUGCAUGAAGCCUGUGAUGUGUGCCCAUAGACAUUGCACUUUGUAUAUUAUCAUUUGUGUAAAAUGACUUGUGUAAAAAGUGUAGGUUAUUUUCAAGAAUAGGGAUCUUGAAAAAGGGGUGUAAAUAUUACAAGUGUAGAGGUUCAUCAAGCAAGAAGAAAUUUGGAAUAUCUAUAAAUGGUAUGAAUCGAAAAUGAAGAGGAAACCAAGCUUUUGGACUUUCGAGGAAGUGAUUCACCUGUGGUUCUUCUCUCCGUGGUCUAUAAGUCGAGAUAGGGAUGUAAUGUUUAGGGAUGGUAGGGAAGGUGGGUCUAAAUUGAAAUAGCAGAAUAUGGUUCAUUGUUUUCCCCUUCAUUGUUGGUCUUUCUUCUUUUUCAACUUUGAGUAGUCGUCAUAGGUAGGGUAAUUUUUAUAAUCAGAUUUUUACAGCAGUUCUACUCCGCAGCUAAAAUGGAGUUUGUUCCUGAAUGGUUCAUGACCCAGCAGCAUGAUUGACCUGAUACAACACUGCCAAGUUUUUUUUUUUUUUCUACAGCAAGAUAAUUUAAUUCUGAAGUUUUUCCUUUACAUUUCUUUUUAAAUUUAACUCUGCAUUACUUCACGAUUAUCCCUUUCCUAUUAAUCCUUUUCCUUUCUUUUUUUAUUUUUGGUUUCCAGUGUGUAAUUGUAUAGAUAAUUAGAACCAAAUGAUUUGAAACAUUCCUUGUUGAUGACCAUGACUUGGUUAGCAACGAUAUUAUAAAAUGCAUGGA
This is a messenger RNA of Gryllus bimaculatus (two-spotted cricket), 5135 nucleotides long. The record is from the annotation of a GenBank genome assembly. Lineage: Eukaryota; Metazoa; Arthropoda; Insecta; Orthoptera; Gryllidae.